AUGAACACAACAAAAGGCACGUCCACAAUGCGAAAAAGUUUCAAUGGAGCCCAGACUUUGCGUGCCGAAGUAACGAAUUACCCUAUUAAGUUUCUCUAGCAACUGAGAAAGAAGCUACCCAUUUAAGUAGCAAAUGAAAAAAACUAACAGCUGAGAAGGUUUAACGUACGACGCAUUCCCGACAAAAUCCAGACAUACGAACUGCGUUAACUCCACGGAUAAGUCACCCGUGGACGUGCCCUCUAGUUCCUCCAUGACUCUUUGUGUAAAGGCGGAAGAUUACCGACGAAAACACCAAUUAAAACUCCAAUAGCUUCCUAAAUUGCCAUAAGAUUGCAGUUUUAGUCGCAAGAAUACCUUAACUAUGAGAGAUCGGAAGAUGAAGAUGCGAUCACUGGGACAAGAAGUUUAUUUGCCUGGCGUUUCGGAUUCUCACUCGAAUCCAUCAUCAGAGACAUUCGCAGAUAGAGGUGAAGGUGGCACCAGGAGUGCAGUAUUUAUAGCACGUGGCUGCCGUGGGACCGUAUGCGCACUGCAAUUAACAGUUCUCACAAUCGCCGCUGGGGUCGUAAUUGAUGCGGCGGUGGCUUGGCGGUCCGAGUCCGAGUUGUUAAUCGCCGCGAUUUCGUCAUCCGUGCUCGGUGUUGGUGUGACGAUUGCUCGGCAAACUGGCUCACUGUCACCGUGAUAAUUGCUCACCCGCGCCCUCCCCACGUGACUGAUUCUCCUGCCCAGGGAAAAUCGCAAUACGGAAUAGGGCACCGGGAGGUCAUUGUGUUUGUUGAUGGAUUGCGGGCCUGAGAACCAUGACUCGAGCAGCUCGCGGCUCACGCGGUUGUCACCCCUUGCGAGGAUUUCGGCCUCUUGACAUUUGAAAAUAUGGCCGGGUCCCGUCGAGUGUGCCGCCACCUGAGAGUUAGCGUCUCCCCGCCUCACUGCUGCUGCGUGCUCGGCAAGUCGCGUACGGAGUAAUCUCCCAGUUUCUCCGACAUAAUUGCUUUGUCCGCAACUACACCAGAUCCGGUAAACGACUCCAGACGUUUCCUGCCGUGGCAGCGGGUCUUUUCGCCUCAUUACUUGGCGCCUAAUGGUUGCUUCCGGCCUGUGUGCAACCCCAACUCCAAGUGGAGUGAGAAGACGACUGACGGCUUCCGAGACGUUCUUCACGUACGGAAGAGCCCGCCAAAAUUUGGGGCUAGUUAGAUUUGGUCUCUGGAGUCCGUUUCGUAUGCACUGGUUGACAAAGUUGCGCGGGUAGCCAUUGGCUCUCAUUACCCGUCGAAGAUAUUGUAAUUCAGCAACCUUGUCUUCCAUUUCACUGCAGUGCGUCUCAACACGCCGGCAUAGCGCCCUUACGCAACUGCGUUUGUGACUGAUCGGGUGGUUGCUAUUGAAGUUCAGUAUUUGCGUCGUAUUUGUCGCUUUCCUGAACACUUUGGUUUUUAGGCCACCACAAUCUUUGCGGCAGACGAGGACAUCCAGGAAGGCCAGCUGAUUGUUUUCCUCCUCCUCCAUCGUAAAUUGAAUGUCCGGGAAGACGGCGUUGAGUUGUUCUUUGAAAGUCAGCACCUGAUCCCGUUCGAUGACGACGAAGGUGUCAUCCAAAUACCGAGCCCAGAAUUUCGGUCUGUGGUGUCGGAAAACCAGCGACUCCAGCCGUUGAAGGACCGCCUCGGCUAUGAGUCCCGAAAUCGGCGAACCCAUUGGCGUUCCCUACACCUGCUCGUAGAUUGUUCCGUCGAAUGUAAAGUACGUCUUGAGACAGAACUUCAGGAGCUGGAUGAUUUGGGCGUGUCCGAGGCGAUUCUCCGUUUCGUCGUACUUCUCUCGUAG
Molecule: messenger RNA, 1833 nt
Organism: Spirometra erinaceieuropaei
Lineage: Eukaryota; Metazoa; Platyhelminthes; Cestoda; Diphyllobothriidea; Diphyllobothriidae
Source: the annotation of a GenBank genome assembly